ACGACUGCAUUAGCAGCGUCGACUGUAUUUUCUCCGCACCAAUCAGAUUACAGAGUUAUUUUCAUCUGUGAGAAUCGCAGUAGCAGAGUUGCGUGAUCUGAUCCUGAGUUUUUCAAGUGGUGUCUCUGCCCUUUCCCCAGAAUCUGCAUAUGAUGAAGGAGGUAAGAGCGGGCACUGCCAUCCCUGGAGGCUCAGAUAAUGAACAUAAAAUCUUAAGAAAUAAAUAUUUGGUGGAAGUACCUGAGGUAAAAUGCUUGUGACGGUAAACCACAAGGCAAAGACAACGUUGAUGUUCUACAAGUGCCAUCAUCUCCUUGUCCCAUCAAGCAGGGACAACAAAUACGUCCCUUAGAAGUGUUUUACGUUAUAUAGCAGGUGAACUAAAAUUUGGACGAUCAAUAAAAAUAAUAUGGAGUCAGACCGCAGUAUAAGUUCUGAUCCUGCGAAUUCAGAAAAAAAGGUUAAGAGACUGAAAAAAAAGUCUCAGAGAAGCUCUGACUUCAAACCCUCGAUGAGUUGCAGCAGUGGAGAGCGCUUGAGUGAAGCCAAGGAGCCGACCAAGCUAGUUGAAGGCAAGAAGGAGAAGCAACAGUUUACACGUCCACUGUGCAAGAAGACCUUCAAACAGGCUGGCCAUUACAGAAGACAUGAAGCCCUCCAAUGUGGAAAGAGACUCUACAAAUGUACCGAGUGCGAAAAAAGCGUCCGGGACAAGGUGGAACUGGAGCGCCACAUGAGGACUCAUACGGGAGAAAGGCCUUUUAAAUGUUCCAUGUGCGGGAAAGGGUUUAUCAACAAGGCCCACCUUACUGUCCAUGAGAGAUUCCACACGGGGGUGAAGCCCUUCCUAUGUGCUGAGUGCGGGAAACAAUUUGUCAACAAGACCCAACUUACUAUCCAUCAGAGAACCCACACUGGGUUGAAGCCGUAUAAGUGCCCUGAGUGUCCAAAAAGUUUCUGCCGGAAGAAUCAUCUCAAUAGGCACUUAAGAAUCCACACAGGAGAGAAACCCUUUGAGUGUGAGAAGUGCAAGAAGAGGUUCAGCAGGAAGUAUAUUCUGGAUGUCCACUACAGAGCUCACAGCCCAAACAAAAUUCCAAUUGUGGAAUCCGAUCAAUCUUCUGGUAUAACAGAAGACUCGGAUGAUUGGUGAAGCUGAAAGGCCGUUCCAAGGGUCCAUGUGAUUCUUUAAAUCAGGGAUCGACAAAUCCAGGUCGCCAUGGCAACUAGAAAUAGGGUCCUGGCGACUUGGCUUGGAAGG
Rana temporaria (common frog) is the source of this 1261-nucleotide messenger RNA. Its product is annotated as zinc finger protein 25-like. Gene Ontology annotation, molecular function: RNA polymerase II cis-regulatory region sequence-specific DNA binding; DNA-binding transcription factor activity. The record is from RefSeq and is a predicted model, not a curated record. NCBI's taxonomy places the organism in Eukaryota, Metazoa, Chordata, Amphibia, Anura, Ranidae. Gene Ontology annotation, biological process: regulation of transcription by RNA polymerase II. The transcript has 2 exons. The coding region runs from base 410 to 1153 and encodes 247 amino acids.